Molecule: messenger RNA, 2713 nt
Organism: Anguilla anguilla (European eel)
Lineage: Eukaryota; Metazoa; Chordata; Actinopteri; Anguilliformes; Anguillidae
Gene: appbp2
Product: amyloid beta precursor protein (cytoplasmic tail) binding protein 2
Exons: 13
Coding region: 606-2372 (588 amino acids)
Biological process (GO): intracellular protein transport
Molecular function (GO): protein binding
Source: RefSeq, a predicted model, not a curated record
UAAUUCUGAUCCACUCCAGUCCGGUAGGUGGCGGUAAUGCUGCAAAAUGGGUGCGAUCCACCGAUAAAAACUGCCACCACUGCCAAGCAACCAACUUCGGAAGAAAUCACUGUAGCUUCAAACUGGACGCUUAUGCGUUGCCUACUACAUUAAAAGAGACCGUGUUCGACACUAUGGAACGCAGGUGCAAGCGGUUCCACAUGCACACAAAUACCCAUAUUGAAAGCAACUGACUGCCAUAGAUGGUCAAAAAGAUAAUACUAAUGAAAUCCUACGAGCCACUCAGAAACACUGUCAAAACCAUGAAACACAACCGCAAACGAUGUCCACGGUAACAGCGUCACGACGUCGACCAGUUAUGAAUAUGAGGGGAAAGAGGAGGGUUAGCUAGUAAUAUUGGGUGUUAGCUUUGGGAGAAACAUGGGAUUAAAUGGCACAUGGUUGAACUCAAAAUCCAGACCAAGUAUCGUUCGAGUUUUGUCCCCGAGUAUGAAAGGCGAGGGUAUAGGAGGAGUUUCAGAGAAAGUGAAACGAACUUGACAAGUUAGCGGAGGAAGUGAAAGGUCUGAGGUCGGCUUCUCCUCCUGGCCAGAAAAGAAAAAAGGAUGGCCGCCGCGGAGCUCCAGUGGAUCCCAGAGACACUGUAUAACACUGCAGUUUCAUCAGUGGUGGACAAUUACAGCCAGUCGCGAAUCCGUUCCCUUCCCGAAAAUAUACAGUUUGAUGUGUACUAUAAGCUCUGCCAGCAGGGCCGCCUCUGCCAGCUGGGCGAGGAGUUCUGCGAGCUGGACGUCUUCGUCAAGGUUCUCCGAGCUUCAGACAAGAGGCACCUCCUGCACCACUGUUUCCAGGCGCUGAUGGAUCACGGGGUGAAGGUGGCCUCUGUGCUGGCCAGCUCCUUCAGCCUGCGCUGCGCCUGCAUCGACGCGUCCGACGUGCGGGCCCAGGAGAGAGCCGUCCAGCUUGGCUUCCUUUUGGGCGGGUUCCUGUCGGACGCGGGCUGGCACGGCGACGCGGAGCGGGUGUUCCUGGCCUGUCUGCAGCUCUGCUCCCUGCACGAGGAGGUCCCCCACUGGCGCCGCGCUGUGGAGUGCUGCGUCAGGCUGCUCCACGUGCGCAACGGGAACUGCAAGUACCACCUGGGGGAGGACACCUUCAAAGUAGCCGAGGCCUAUAUGGCCAAGCUGGCCGAACGCGGCUGCCGGGUCAACAGGGCCGCUCUGUACGGCGAGCUGUGCGCGCUGCUAUUCGCCAAGAGCCACUAUGACGAGGCAUACAGGUGGUGCAUAGAGGCCAUGAAGGAGGUGACUGCGGGCUCUCUGCCUGUCAGAGUGCAGGUGGACGUCCUGAGGCAGGCCUCAAAGGCGUGCGUGGCGAAGCGAGAGUUCGGCAAAGCGGAGCAGCUGAUCAAACACGCGGUGUUCCUGGCACGGGAACAUUUUGGCCAGAAACACCCCAAAUAUUCGGACGCGUUGCUGGACUACGGCUUCUACUUGCUCAACGUGGAUAACAUCUGUCAGUCUGUCGCGGUUUACCAGACGGCCCUGGACAUUCGGCAGUCUGUUUUCGGGGGGAAGAACUUUAACGUGGCGUUGGCCCACGAAGACCUGGCCUACUCCUCCUACGUGCACCAGUACAGUUCCGGCAAAUUCGACAACGCCCUAUUCCAUGUGGAGCAUGCCAUAGACAUCAUCACUCACAUCCUGCCUGAGGACCAUUUGCUGCUGGCUUCAUCCAAACGGGUCAAAGCCCUUAUCCUGGAGGAGAUUGCCAUCGACUGCUACAACAAGGAGAUGGAGGGGAGACUCCUGCAGGAGGCGCACGACCUCCACCUCUCCUCCCUCCGGCUGGCCAAAAAAGCCUUCGGGGAGUUCAACGUCCAGACCGCCAAGCACUACGGCAACCUGGGCCGGCUCUACCAGUCCAUGCGCAGGUUCAAGGAGGCAGAGGAGAUGCACGUCAAGACGAUCCAGAUCAAGGAGCAGCUCCUGGGCCAGGAGGACUACGAGGUGGCCCUCUCCGUGGGGCACCUGGCCUCGCUCUACAACUACGACAUGAACCAGCACGAGGCCGCCGAGAAGCUGUACCUGCGCUCCAUUGCCAUCGGUAAGAAGCUGUUUGGAGAAGGCUACAGCGGGCUGGAGUACGAUUACCGGGGCCUCAUCAGGCUGUACGGCUCCCUGGGGGACUUUGAGAAGGAGCUGGAGUACCACGACGCGCUGUCCGGCUGGAGCCGGCUGAGGGAGCGGCGGCCUGCGGCGGCCGACGCCCUGGAGGACGCCGGCGCCGGCCCGCGGUCCACCGAGGAGGUGGUGCAGCUGUUCCUGCGGUCGCAGCAGAGCCACGCAGCGCCGCGCUCCUGCUGCGGCUGACCGCCCGGACGCGCGCAGUCGAGUAUGCGCAAGCAGGCAUGCUACACACACACAGGCAGGACGGACGGACGGGCAGAGACAGACAGACGGACCAACGGAACAGAUGGACCGACCGAACAGACAGACAGACACACACACACAGUUAUCUAAUUGUAUGCCUACAUAGUGACUGAGUACAGAGACUCACGGGCACACACACACAGGGUUGGACAGUUGCUCGAUUACACCCUGCAAUUUUUUGGGACUUCUUUAUCGUGGCCGGAGUAUGGAAGCAGAAUUUACCCUUUGUAACUCAUGUACAAUGUUUGUUUAGAAGUUUUUAAAAGAUUUUAUUAACUAUU